AUGUCAGAGACUCAAUCGGUAGCCAAACUAACCGUCCAUGAUUCUUUACAUUUGACAGAUGCUCGCCUAAGCGGUCCAAUUCCAUCUUCAUUAGGGAACCCGACGCGGUUGGUUCAACUACGCCUUUCGUACAACAAUUUGCAAGGUGAAAUCCCAAACUCAUUAUGGGAACUCAAGGAUCUUGAAUUUCUGGAUCUUAGUGGGAAUAAUUUGAGUGGCACCGUGGAUUUGCACAUACUCGAGAACUUGGAAUAUUUAUAUUUGGACUUCAACAACAUAUCUUUUGUUAGCAAGACCAAGAUGAAUGCGACGCUUCCAAAACUUUCCUAUUUAAGUUUAGAGUCGUGCCACUUACAUGAGUUCCCCAAGCUUUUAGGCCACCUAAGCGGAUUAGAGUGGAUAGAUCUUUCGCACAAUAAAAUCGGAGGGAGUAUUCCUACGUGGAUGGGGGAUGGUAGCAGAGAAUCCUUGUUGUUUGUAGAUCUUUCUCACAAUUUUCUAACUGGCUUUGUGGACAACCGCAUCAAUCUGCUGCUACCUAACUUGACUUAUCUUGACAUUAGUUCUAACUCGCUCAAAAUGAGACUCCCUACUCCACCUCCAUCGGUGUCUUAUUACAAUAUCUCCAACAACAUCCUCUUCGGAGAUAUUCAAUCUAUUUGUAGAGCCAAGUCCCUUGUCACUCUUGAUUUGUCCAGCAAUAGUCUGAAUGGCACAAUUCCUUCAUGUCUCAAAAACAUUCAUUCUUUGGCAGUUUUGAAUCUUGGAAAAAAUAAACUUGAGGGUAGCAUUCCUCAGGCUUACCCAAAUGGUUGUGCGUUGAAUGUUAUUGACCUCGCAGAGAAUCGAUUGCAAGGGCCUGUCUCAAGAUCUUUGGCCAAUUGUACAAUGCUAGAGUAUUUGAACCUUGGUCACAAUCAAAUUCUCGAUGGUUUCCCUUCAUGGCUUUCAGAGUUGACCAACCUGAAAGUUAUUAUCUUGAAAUCUAAUAACUUCCAUGGUCCAAUAAAACCACCACAAAGCCAGUUCAAUUUUAGCAACUUGCAUGUCAUGGACCUUUCCGACAAUAGUUUCAAUGGUGAACUUCCUUCCAAGUUGUUGCACAGUUUCCAUGCCAUGAAAGUAGUUGCUGCUCAAGAUCGGUUGGAAUAUAUGAGUAUUGUGGAAGAGUCCUCUAGAUUUGGAAAGCCCUGGGAUUAUGGAAUGAAAUUGACGAAUAAAGGUACGAAAAGGGAUUACUCGAAGGUUCCAUAUGCCCUUAUGGUAAUUGACCUCUCCAACAACAAAUUCGAAGGAUGCAUACUUGAUCUCAUUGGAGAUUUGAAGUCACUUCUCAUGCUUAAUCUUUCGAACAAUGUUCUUACCGGUCCCAUCCCGCCCUCCUUAGCAAAUCUGACAAAGUUGGAAUCUCUAGAUCUUUCUCGAAACAAGCUCUCGGGAGAGAUUCCUCCACAGCUAGCCCAACUUACAUUUCUUUCAUAUUUCGACAUCUCUCAUAAUCAACCGCCGGGACCAAUUCCACGAGGGAGUCGGUUCAACACAUUCACGAUUGAUUCAUUUGCCAUGAAUGAGGGGCUAUGUGGAGGUCCUUUGCCAAAAAAAUGCACAACGGCUGGGGAUAACUUACUAGUACCACCAUCUCCCCAGGAAGAAAUCGGCGAAGAGCCUCCGUUCAACUUGGAUUGGAAAUUUGUGCUAAUUGGGGCUGGAGUCGGGUUUCUGAUAGGGGCUGUCUGGGGAAUUUGA
Molecule: messenger RNA, 1746 nt
Organism: Rhodamnia argentea
Lineage: Eukaryota; Viridiplantae; Streptophyta; Magnoliopsida; Myrtales; Myrtaceae
Product: receptor like protein 22-like
Exons: 1
Coding region: 1-1746 (581 amino acids)
Molecular function (GO): protein binding
Source: RefSeq, a predicted model, not a curated record